Tachysurus fulvidraco (yellow catfish) is the source of this 4750-nucleotide messenger RNA. It is a transcript of the gene phf21b, whose product is annotated as PHD finger protein 21B. The coding region runs from base 404 to 2122 and encodes 572 amino acids. The transcript has 14 exons. The record is from RefSeq and is a predicted model, not a curated record. NCBI's taxonomy places the organism in Eukaryota, Metazoa, Chordata, Actinopteri, Siluriformes, Bagridae.
AUUAGCAUUGACAACCGAAGCGCAACUUUUUUUCCCCAGGCAAAGUGAAAUCCAGCCGCGGACUCGGACAAAAAUAUAGUCCCUCUGAUUUCAAUUCUAAAAUAGCGAAAGAAAAAAGAUAUCGACAAAACAUAUCUAACACGUCUUCAAAUCAUCACUGGUGGAGUGUUUGUGUCCGAUUGGCGAGGUGUUUGCGCAGCGUUCGGAGCACUUUGUGUAGUGGCGUGAAGUGAGCGAUGAGUCUUGUUUCCCAGUAAAGAAGCGAGAACUUGCUUUUGGGAGCGCGAGGAGUUCUUCUUUCCCACUGUUCAUGUGGCUUUUUUAACACCAAAAAACCCAGCUCGGUGUACGGAAACUUCUCAACGCAUCGAAAGUGGAAGGAAAGUGAUUUUGAAGUCGGAACAUGGAAUUACAAGGCCUUCAAGAGGCGUUGAAAGUAGAAAUCCAAUGUCAUCAGGACGGAGAUCUUAAGAAACAACUACACGAAAGGCAAAGCAGAGUAACAGCCCUAAGCGAAAAACAAAAGCUAGCUGUAAGAAGUUGUCCUGUGGGGACGCCGGCCAAGCCGCUCUCCCUCAUCAAGCCUCCCAGCCAGAGCAUCGCCAUCUCUGUGGUGCCAAACAAGGCACCUGUUUCCAUGGUGACCGCACACAUUAAUGGACAAAAGGCGGCGAACUCUGACACGCUGCAGACGUCCCCCAUCAACCUUCAAACGGCCAACCGAGCACACAGACCGGGGGAGCUGUGCCAUUCACAGAUGCUGGGAACACUCACAGCAGUGCCCAUCAAGGUGCCUCAGGUCAGCUCUCUGCAUCGGCUGGCGGGGCAGUCGCCCACUGUGCUACCUCAGGUUAGGCCAAAGACUCUGAUCCCGGACAGCCUUCCCCACAGCCCGUGCCAGGAGCAGCAGUCCAGCCAGCCGCUGAGCCUGGCACGUGGUACUGCUGUGGUCAGCCCCAAACGCCAGGGACUUGGUACCUUCAGUCCAGAGAGGAUGUCCAGCAGCCAGGGUGAGAUCACGCCACCUCCCCUGCCCGUGCCCAGUGUCUCCACAGCCACAGCCAGCCCUGGUGUUGCGUAUGCCAUCAUUUCCGCCACCUCACCCGCAGCCAAUGGAGUGGCAGCCAUGAGCGAAGCAGUGAAAGUGCAACCUCUGAUCUUCAGCCCAGACAGCAAGGUGAUUAUAAUCCAGCCACAGAUCCCUGGCUGCUCUCAGGGUUCUCCAGGCCCCCAGGCUGAGAUACCCUCUCAGGAGCCCAGUCCUGCCCCCUCCCCCUCACACAAGCCCAAUAAAAAGGAGGAAGAGCCAGAGAAAAUUGCCUUCAUGGUAGCGCUCGGCCUCGUCACUACAGAACACUUGGAAGAAAUCCAGACCAAACGACAGGAGAGGAAGAGAAGAAGUACAGCUAACCCUGCAUAUAGUCUGUUUGAUCCAGAGCGCAAAAGGCUUGCAUCAAAUUACCUGAACAGCCCCCUCUUCCUGUCAGCCAGAGACUCUGAGGAUCUGUGUUGGAAGGAGGAGCUGGAGCAUGAUGACCAUUGUGCUAUGUGUAAAGAGGAAGGGAACCUUCAGCAGUGCCAUAGCUGCACCCGCGCUUAUCACCUAGACUGUUUAAACCCUCCGCUCAAAUCCCCACCCAAAGGUGUGUGGAUGUGCCCUAAGUGCCAGAAGAAGGUGCUGAAUAAAGAAAAUUUAUCCUGGCCACAUAAUUUUGUCCAAUCUUAUGUUACACACAAAACAGUGAGAGAAGAGGAGAAGAGAAGACUGAUGAGGAGGAACAGUGAACUGAAGAAAGAGUGUACGCACCUGAAAGAAGAAGAUCAGAGACUCAACAAAUCACUCUUGAAAUGCAGAGACAUGAAGGAGCGUCUGUUGAGUCAGCAGAGAGAGACUCAGGCGUCUCUGGAGCGUCUCCGAGCCCUAAUCCGCCUCAUCCAGCGUGAUCACAUGAUCCAGGUCACCAUGACAGCCACCACCACCACUUCAGGCGGAGCAGCCCUGCUCUCUCUGCCCUGGAUCAAACCAAGCUCCACCAGCAGCACCAGCAGCUCCACAGCAUCCCCUGCAGGGUCGUCUACACUGCUGCACAAGAGUAUGCUGCACUCACAGGGCAACAACUGAGCCCAUCGCAGGCAAAAACACUUUAUUCAUAACAACAUACGUGCAUUUUCUUUUACCACACAGCCCUUCCUGAGCUUAAUAAGAGAUACUCACAAAGGAAGCUGGAAACUGAAUUCUGGCCAACGUGGGUUUCCCCCCCAAGAGCUGUAUUGUCUUAAUGGAAAAAAAAAAUAUCAGAAAAUAUAAAGGAAAAAAAAUCAAUACUAACUACAGUAUAUUCUUAUUUCUUAAGUAUUUUUUAAACCCAACACCUACAGUGCUUAAGAGAGUUUUUUUUGUUUUCUUUAACUUAUUGUUUUUAAUUUACUAAAUGUUCUUGGCCUUAAUGUAUUUAUGACAAACGAGCAGAUCACCACGCCGUCAUGAAUACAGAAAUGAAGUAUUUUAUGCGGCUAAAGCCUUUUUUUUUUUUUUCUCUUAAAUUACAGUUUUCUUUUUUAAAAGGGGGGAUACUUGUUCUACAUAUAGCGAGAGAGCAAACAUUAGAGUAGCGGUAGUUAAUCGAGACCUAUGAGACAGAGGACUGUACAGUGAUCUAUUGGAGUCAGAAAAUAAAUCGUUCUCAUUCUCCUCAGAACAACAGUCGCCAUACAAAUUCAGGUGAAAAGGAGAUGGGAAAGUGGUUUUUGUUGUGUAAGUACCGACGAGCAUAAGAGCCUUCAAACAAACACACAAAAAAAGAAAAAAAAGGAGAAAAAAAAAAAAAGAGAAUAACUUUUUUUUUUCAGUAUUAAUAGAGUUGAGAUAAAGGAACAAAGUAUUUAAGAUGACUACAGAAUUUAGCAUUUCUAGUGGAAAAUUUAGUAUUUUCAUGCGGAUGCCUGUUCAUAAUUGUGAAUGGAAGUAUUGGAGAGAGGGGAUUGUUGUACAUACGUAUGUUGUAUUGUUAUAACAGGUCCUUCUGGUUUUUCUUCUGUAUUGUUACUCCAAUCAGAGCCUCAUCAAUGAUGUUUCUUUCCGUUUCUGUUGCAAUGACAACAAAAGUGGACAUUAGGAAGGGCCAUUCAAGAUCCAAUGAGUAUGUGCACCUAUUGUCAAACCCUUUCUUUUCUUUCUCCAGUAUAUAAGAUAUGCCAAAAAACCCUUACGUUUUUAAGCUGGGAACAUUCCCAUCUUUCACCAUUGUCUUUACUAUCUGUCUUGUCUGUAUUUGUAGUUUUUGCUUUAAUGAUGCCUUAUUUCCUAAUCGCCACAUUGACAUUAUGUACAAUUGAACAUAUUUUUGCAAGGACACAUCUGACUGGAGUUGUGUCUGUUUGGUUAUUUAAUUUUCUUAAUCUGUGAGAUGAUCUAAAUGAACACUGCCUCAAGAACAAGGUUAGAUAAUGCCAGGGUUUAUUAAAUAUAUCAUAUUAAAAUGAGAAAACUUACCUGGAAUUAAUUUUUUGAAAGGACAAUUUUGUGUCACCUUUGCUAGUCUGUCUUCCUGUUCUUCUAAAAGAUUUCUUAAGGUGCGCAGUUCUGACCCGGCCUGUGAGGCACGGCCCGUGCAGAGGAAAAACUGACCUGCCUUUGCUUUACUUCUUUAGCUAAUGAUCAGCGUUCAACCCCGGUCAGCAGGGUCUGAGCCUGAUCACGGUCUAGUGGAGCAGAAAUCACAGGUCACAUGGUCUCGAACUACGUUCAGCUAUAAUCACCAUCAAAGAUCAAAGAUUCCUAAAUAACCAUGGCAGAUAUAAAAAGACAAACAACUCAACACAAGACAUCCAGUAUCAUUAUCUAUUAUCAUUAGGUAAGGGCUUAACAGGUAUGUGGAUCUAUGGAUGAGGAAACAUUAUUUAAGUGCAUAUCAUGGAUUCCUAUCAAGGUCUGUAGCAUUACUGUGACUUACACAGUUAAAUCAGACCAGUGUGCACCAUCCAGAUCAGAAUGUAAGUAAUUGCAAGCAUAUCACCGACUCGUCCGUGAGAACCCCCACAUCAUACCGACAACCACAGGAAACUGCAGAGGCUACAUUAUAUAGAUUAGAAUCAAACCACACUGUAAACAGAAAAGUCGACAAUAAAAAAAAAAAGAAAAAGAAAAAAAAGCAAACGCCCGUAUCUGAGCUCUGUUCAGUGGAGUUCUGCCCUUCAUGCAUCAUAUGAGACAUGUCCCCACCUCCCUCACAGUCCACUCUCCCCCAUAUUCCAGAAUCUUCUCCGGGACAAACUGUGCCGUGCUUAUACAGAUCUAUUUUAAUACACUCGACACUACGUUGAACAAGAUGAAACUUUUUAUAUUCUUUUAUCAAUGAACGUGAGAAAGAAAAAGACAAAAAGAACAUGACAAUUUUUUAUUGUUUGCCAAUUAUGCAUUUAGCUUGCAAUGUGUGAUGUGUCUGUAUGCUAUGAGGAAAAGGUAGCAAAGAUAAAACUGAACUUGAAAAGGCAACAAGGCUACUGUUAGAUGGAGGUCGUCUUCGGACUGUCAGAAUAGUGUUUUUUUCUUUGUUAUUAUGGAAGGGGACUGUCCAGUGGAUAGUAUGUAUAGGAAAGUGUUUGUCUUACAUAUGCCAAUGUAGUUUUUUUUCUUUAUGAUGCAUUCAAAGUUGAUUGAUGGAAGUUGGUAAAUGGUAAAGAGUAGUCACACUUUUUUGUACCAAGUUCUUAUUGAAAUCUGAAUCAAUAAUAAACAUGGAGAAUUGGA